CAGUAGAUGUCAGUGACAGUGUAGUGUUACAACAAAUCUGUGCACAAAGGCCACUGUCAUCAUUACGGAUUAUAAAUAUCUUUAAUUUUACCGGUGUUUUAUUUUUAUUUCUUAACCGUGUUGGAGACGUUGUUAUCUGUCAAAAAUCCAUCGACUGAGAACGGCCAGUGAUUCAGAAGCACAAUCAAAUGCACCUGAGCUCAGGUGUGCUGAGCUGACAUUCAAGCGCGAGAUCAGAUGAGACGAUCCUCUUCACUGUAACUACUCAUUCACCUGCUGAAAUAACCGUGUUUGACGGGAAAUACGUCUCCUCUCCAUAAAGACACCACCACAUUACCUGAUAUAUGUAUGGAGAGAUUGUGAGUUAAAACAAGCUUCCUUGAGGAGUUUCGUAUCUUGCGCUCUUUGGCUGCAGUGGGUUUCUUUCUGAUCUAUCAUGGAUUGGGGUUCAGAUCUUUGGGACCAGCAUGAUGUGAUUGAGAGACACACUCAGAGUGGGCUGGAUCUGCUGGAGCGAUACGUGAAGUUUGUCAAAGAGAGAGCCGAGAUCGAGCAGAAUUACGCCAAACAGCUCAGGAACCUCUGUAAGAAAUAUUCCAGACGAGGCGUCAAAGAAGACCAGGACACAAAGAUGACCAAUCAGCAGGCGUUUCAGGACGUGCUGAAUCAGCUGAACGAUUCCGCGGCUCAGAGAGAGCAUCUGUCCGAGAGCAUGACGCUGAACAUCUGCGUGGAGCUCAGCAGAAACCUGCUGGAGCUGCGACAGGAGCGCAAGAACCAUCUCUGUGACGUUAAGAAGGCUCAGCAGAACCUGGAGAGCAGCUUCAAACAGCUGGAGACUAGUAAGAAGCGUUUUGAGAAGGAGUGGAGAGAAGCAGAGAAGGCCAAUCAGCAGACAGAGAGAGUCCAGCAGGACGCAAACGCCACCAAAGCAGACGUGGACAAGGCCAAACAGCACGCUCACAUCCGCGUGCACUUAGCAGACGAGUGUAAGAACGAUUAUGCUUCACAGCUGCAGAAACACAAUAAGGAGCAGAACAACUUCUACCACUCAGAGAUCCCGUCUGUGUAUAAGAAGCUGCAGGAAAUGGAGGAGCGGCGCAUCAGAUUGUUAGCCGACGGCUACGUGCACUUCUCUGAAACAGAGAAGAACGUCCUGCCCAACAUCAACAAGUGUUUGGACGCCAUCAGCUCCACUGGGAGGAACAUAAAUGAGAAACAGGACACUAUGGCUCUCGUAGAGCAGUAUAAAUCGGGUGCAGUGCCUCCUGCUGAAGUGGAGUUUGAGGAUUACAGUCAGACAGUCAGAGCUGCCACAUCUGACAACACAGCAACACACCUGCCCAAAGUGCGCAUCAAACAGCUCUUCCUCAAGAAAAACAAGGUGACGUCUCCUGAUAAGAACUUGCCGUCAUCGCUGGAGGAUCUCUCUCGUCUGCCUCUGGAUCAGAGGAGGAGGCGUCUGCAGGAGAAGAUCGAUGACAUCCAGAAGGAACUUCAGAGAGAGACGGAGCAGAGCGAGGCUCUGAUGAGGAUGAAGGGUGUUUAUGAGCAGAACUCUCAGCUUGGAGAUCCAUCCAGCCUUCAGCCUCAGAUCACACAGACCGCCCAUAACAUCGCCAGACUGAGAGGAGAGCUCAACAAAUACCAGGUUCAGCUGACUGAAGCCAGCGGUGGGACGCUGCAACACACUCCCGCCAGUUCAGAGUACAUCUCCGUGCUGAGCGAGUCCAGCGUGUCUCCGUCAGAGAACAUCUAUGAAUGUGAAUUUGAUGAGGACUUUGACAUCGACGUUCCCAUCGGUCAGUGCACAGCGCUCUAUGACUUCGACGGCAGCAGCGAGGGCGCAGUAAGCAUGCAUGUGGGCGAGCAGCUGAGUCUGAUGCAGGAGGAUCAGGGCGACGGCUGGGUCCGAGUUCAGAGGGCCAAUGGAGACGUGGGAUACGUGCCGGCGUCAUACAUCCAGAUCAUCUAGAAACAGCUGAUCGCGUGUUUUACGGGAGUGUGAGCUGUGCUCAUGUGACUCCAUCAACUCUUGUGCUUUUAUGUCACGGGGAGUGUUUUUACUUUUUGAUUUCUUUCUUUUCUGUCAUGCAUUAUGCUGCUUCUGGUGAUUUCCUGAACAUUUGUAGUUUUAAAAUGGUUUUUCGUUGUCUUUUUCUGCUGCGUUUGUUAAUUAUUGCAUGUAGAAGCCUUCAGCUCUGAUUGUUGUAACUUCAUGACGCAUAAAAACAGUCAAGUGUGUCCAAACUUGUGCUGAAUGAUUGCCAUAUUUAAUUUAAAUCUCUGUUUAACCCCAAAAAAUUAUAACUAUAACGACAUCUAUAUUAGCGUCCACAUCAUCGGAUGAUAUCAACAAGUGCAUGCUUGAGCAGCCAUGCACAUGAACAACAGUCAAGGUCAGGAUUUUCAUUAAAUAAUACAUUACAUUUUGAGUAGAUUAUAAGCCGCCAGAACACUUGGAAUAUAUGACAUGGGAUCAUUCUGUGAUAUAAUGUGGGAAAUGAUGCCUGAAAUUGAAAGAAGAGCUAGAACACCACAGUGUGAGUAAAUGAUGACUUUAUCAGUUUUUUUUAUUUUGGGGGUGACUGUCCCUUUAAGGCCCAUUCACGCCAAGAAUGAUUUAUUAUCCGUUUAUAAAUGUUCUGUUUAUGAAGUCUGCCGCUUUAAAUGCUGUGGUCUUUAUUAAAGAUGUAUUCUGAUUUGUUGUCAGUGUUUUGAUCAUUUAUCAGCGGGGCAAAAGCUUUCUGGAAGUGAUUCGAGAAUGUAUGCAUGUAUCGUAUCGUAUCGAAUGUAUCGUUCCUCAGUGUGAUAUCGAAGUCGUGUGGACUUCCUCAUUCUCAAUUAAUUAGAACGUUAAUUAAAACUUUAAAGGUAUAGUUAUUGUUCUUGGUGUGAACAGGCAUUAAGGUAUUUAUUUAUUUUUAAUUCAAACGCAAGAAUGUUUAAAUGUGGUAAUGAUGUUUCAGAUCAGAUGUGCCUUGAGUUCGCUGGUUUUAGAUGUGCAAGGAUGUGUUUUGGUGUUUGUCUCCGCCUGCUGGCUGCACACAACAGUUAAUAAAUGCCAAUAUUUUCAGUCAAAUUCACUCUUAUGCAAU
Messenger RNA from Sinocyclocheilus rhinocerous, 3098 nucleotides. Its product is annotated as cdc42-interacting protein 4 homolog. The transcript is spliced from 15 exons. Gene Ontology annotation, molecular function: protein binding. Lineage: Eukaryota; Metazoa; Chordata; Actinopteri; Cypriniformes; Cyprinidae. Gene Ontology annotation, biological process: signal transduction. The record is from RefSeq and is a predicted model, not a curated record. Bases 437 to 1975 code for a protein of 512 amino acids.